Limanda limanda (common dab) is the source of this 1464-nucleotide messenger RNA. RefSeq names its product short chain dehydrogenase/reductase family 42E, member 2 (gene sdr42e2). The transcript has 11 exons. Gene Ontology annotation, molecular function: 3-beta-hydroxy-Delta5-steroid dehydrogenase (NAD+) activity. Lineage: Eukaryota; Metazoa; Chordata; Actinopteri; Pleuronectiformes; Pleuronectidae. Gene Ontology annotation, biological process: steroid biosynthetic process. The coding region runs from base 7 to 1464 and encodes 485 amino acids. The record is from RefSeq and is a predicted model, not a curated record.
AAUUCCAUGGAGCUGUGUGGAUCCACCUUGAGUGACAGUGGGGGCUCUCUGUGCCGGGUAAAGCAGCUUUCCUGUCACAGCGCCCCCCUCUGUCGCCUGCAGGCCAGCGCACACCACAACCUCCCCCACCUCGCCCAUCAGCCAUGGGUAAACCACCUGACCCCGGCCAACCUCUCCAGCCCGGCCGUGGCAACCCGACACCGGGUAAAUGGAGCAACGUGGGCAAGCUGUGGCAGCCCGGAUGAUGCGGCCCCCCGGCUGGGAGAGGAGGCGCCACUGGCCCGGGGGGUCUCCAUGGGGAAGGUGCUGGUGACGGGGGGAGGAGGGUACUUUGGCUUCAGGCUUGGGAGGGAGCUGGUCCUCCAGGGGAUGUCGGUGGUCCUCCUGGACAUGAACAAGCCCCCCUGUGAUGUCCCUGAUGGAGCCGUCUUCUAUCAGAGUGACAUCAGAGACUAUCCCUCCCUUUACAAAGUGUGUGAAGGUGUCGACUGUAUAUUCCACACAGCGUCUUAUGGCAUGUCCGGACCAGAACAGCUGAAGAAAGACCAGGUGGAGUCAGUCAACGUUGGAGGAACUAAUAAUGUUAUCAAUGUGUGUAAGGAGAGGAGCAUUCCCCGGCUGGUGUACACCAGUACCAUCAACGUGGUGUUUGCUGGGAAGCCAAUCGAGGACGGUGAUGAGGAGUCGGUGCCAUAUGUGGCCCCCGACGUGCACAUUGACCACUACUCCAGGACUAAAGCCAUCGCAGAGCAGAUGGUGCUCUCAGCCAACGGAUGCUCCCUGAAAGGUGGUGAGCGUCUGCAGACCUGUGUCCUGCGACCCUGUGGCAUCUAUGGACCGGAGGAGAGGAGACACCUCCACAGGGUGAUGGUGAACGUGGAGCGCCGGUUGUUCAGUUUCCGCUUCGGGGACCCACAGGCCCGGAUGAACUGGGUCCACGUGGACAACCUGGUGCUGGCCCACACGCUGGCGGCCGAGGCCCUCACACUGAAGAGGAGCUGUGUAGCUAGUGGACAGGCCUAUUUCAUUAAUGACGGAGUCUCAGUGAACCUGUUUGACUGGCUGACUCCUCUGUUUGAAAAGCUGGGCUACAGCAGACCGUUGAUAAACCUGCCAGUUUCACUGGUCUAUUCAGCAGCCAUCCUGGUGGAAUACUUGCAUGUAGUUCUGAGGCCGGUGAUAAAAGUACCUCUACUCUUUACCAGAAGUGAGGUGAGGACCAUUGCUGUGAGCCACACCUUCAAGAUCGACAAAGCCCACCGGGAGCUGGGUUACUGUCCGAAGCCGUACAGCCUGGAGGACUCCGUGGAGCUGUACCUGAAGUCCCAGCAGCCACGCUCCACCUCACCUCUCCUCCACCUCUCCUGGAGCUCCCAGCUGCCCCGGCACCUUGUGCUGCUGCUGCUGCUGAUGGGGUUCCCUCUAAUGCUGCUCGCCUUGUCCUGCUUACUCAAUCAGAACUGA